UGGAGAAGGGGAGGAGAGGAGAGAUGAAGGGGGCCUCUCAUGUUUGGUUACUGCUGCUGGCUCUGCUCCAAAUCUACACACCCUCCACAGCUCUUAACACAACCAGUGCCACGACCGCCUCAGCACCCAACCCAACAGUUCUCAGCUACCGCACACGUCCCGCUAACAUCAAAGUGGCUUUGGGAGAACCUGCAGUGUUUCGCUGCGGAGUGCCAGAAGCUUCUCCAAACAUCACAUUCACUCUCUUCGGGGGUCAUGGCAACUACAGCCUCAUCUGCCCUCAGGGCCAUGUGGAGGAUAUCCCCCAGGCUCUGUACGGAAGCUGUGAAAUGAAGACAAGUGAGUCGUUGGCUGUUUGGACCAUCAAAGGAACAUCUUUCUCCGACAACGGUACACGAGUGGAAUGUCAGCAAUCAAACAACCCAGAAAAACGUGUUGCUGUCCUACACAUUUACGAUAACGGUCUCAACCGCGCCGUUCUCAUUGGUUGUGUCAUCGGUGGAUUUUUUGGCAUGCUGUUGGUGGCUGUUUUGUUGUUUGUGCUCCUGCAGAGAUCUGACACCUUCCAGAAGUGCUUCAGGGGAAAAGAAGGAGAGGAGGAUCUGGACACGAUCAUAACAAAGGAAUAAGAGGAGACAGAAAGUAGAGAAACAUUUUACUCUUCAAAAAGUAUACACAGUUGGGCUUUAUUCACCGGAGCUGUUUUAUUUCUUAACCCUUUGACUAAUGUAAGUCAAGUGGCAAUCACAAGUCUGGAGAUGAUGACUGGGUGUAUCUGGUUACAUUCAGUCUAAACUCUGACAUCUUCACUUUCUUUCUCUGUAUGUAACAAAAUGAAGCUUCCUCACUUUUGCUGGGAUAUUUAUUCUUUGGCACUGCCUUUAGGGUACAUACUACCUACAUAUAAAUAGAGUAGAAUGUAGUGUGUUGCUUGUUAAGAAAGCUGUAAGAUUUCUGUGUGUAGUUUUUAAAACAAGUCUGCCUGAGUUUUUGGAUUAAAAGAGAGGUUUAAAUUUGUUUUGCUCAAUGUUGUAAAAAGAUGUCAGGGCUGUGCACUUUUAGCUCCAGACCACAGCAGUCAGUGGUCACAGAGUUGUCACAAAAGUGGUGAGUAAGCAAUCAAAAAAAGAUUGACCGCAGACAGGAAAAGCGGAAUCAAAGAGUUGCCUCUCUUUCUGUAAGCACAUUUGUUUUAAAUCUGUUUACCAUCAAACAAAAAAGCCAAUGAAAUACUCUCUGACUGUUUUGUAAUAUUAGAUAAACUCUGCAUUUAAACACUCAACAUAAGCACCUACUCCACUGACAGUAAGCUUCUUCAGGGGCACUCACACUCGGCCCAGACAGAAGCCGUGUACCGUGCCAAAGCAUGAUUGACAUGAUUGUGUGUAGUAUGGAUUGCCUUGUGUGAGUGCGCCCUUAGUGGGUGUAAGACUACAAAAAAGAAAUAUCAUUUUAAAGCUCCUGUGAGGCGUUUUUACCUGCACAGCAAGAAAGAAGGCAGAGUGAGAUUGUUUUUGUUGUUGUUAGGAAACACUAAAAAAGAAGAUCAAGCAAACAGGUAGCAGAAAAACAAGAAAAACAUUAAAACAACAGAAAAUGUCACCUAUGUUAUUCAUUAAAAUAUCUUAUGGAAAUAAUUGUUGCUUUAUCUUCUUUUGUUGUGUCAGCAAAAUGUGACAUAAUGAUGUAGAGCUAUGUGUGUAUUUGCAUCCUGAAGUUAAUUGUCCAGAUGCUUUUGACUUCCAAACACAACCCCUGUCUUUGCAUAAAGACGUCAGAUGUCUUUAUGAUUAUACUACUGUAAGUCAGUGAUUUUCAACCACUGUGCCGUGGAACACUAGUGUGCCGUGACAGAUCAUCAAGU
Messenger RNA from Notolabrus celidotus (New Zealand spotty), 1864 nucleotides. RefSeq lists its product as uncharacterized. The transcript is spliced from 5 exons. Bases 24 to 629 code for a protein of 201 amino acids. Lineage: Eukaryota; Metazoa; Chordata; Actinopteri; Labriformes; Labridae. The record is from RefSeq and is a predicted model, not a curated record.